UAGAUGCCUGGGAUUGACAUGGGACUAAAAGUUGAAUUAUUGAAAGAAAUUUGCUCAGAAAAUGAUAGAAACCGCAGGAAAGAACAACCUUCUGGAUAUUCAGCUGGAAAAGACUAGCAGCUUAUUAAAAAUAAUGCAAGCAAAAGAAACCUCAAUGAAAGAAGAAUGUAUUAUUCUUCAUACUAUGAUAAAAGGUCUACAACAGACUGUUCAAUAUCAACACAAUUUGAAAGGUGAAAAUGAACAACUAAAAAGAAAUGUUGAUUUUAUGAAAGAGAAGUUAAAAUCUAAUGAGCAGGAAUAUAAGAAUAAUAUUGCCAAACUCAUAAGUGAAAUGAAAAUCAAAGAGGAGGAACACAAAACCGAAAUGAGCAAACUUUAUCAGGAUAUGCAGAGAAAAGUUGAACUAAAUGAAGAAAAGCACAAAGAACUAAUGGCAAGGAAGGAGGUGGAAAUAUCAGAGUUAAAUGCCAAGUUGAGAACUCAGGAGAAGGAAAAGCAAAAUGAAAUCCUCAGACUACAUCUAGAAUUUGACACUAAGCUAGCAAGAGCUCAGACUAAAUCAAAAUCAUAUCCGGACACUACUAUUUUGCCGCAGAGUAUCUACAGAAGGAAGCUUCAGCAUCUUCAGGAAGAAAAGAGCAAAGAAAUUGCAAGUCUGCAGAACACUAUCCGAGACCUAGAGCAGCGCCUUGCAGCCUGCAAAGAUAACCGACUCACGCGAAGACGGUUUUGA
This is a messenger RNA of Mus caroli (Ryukyu mouse), 736 nucleotides long. RefSeq names its product coiled-coil domain containing 152 (gene Ccdc152). NCBI's taxonomy places the organism in Eukaryota, Metazoa, Chordata, Mammalia, Rodentia, Muridae. Gene Ontology annotation, biological process: viral process. The record is from RefSeq and is a predicted model, not a curated record.